This is a messenger RNA of Chelmon rostratus (copperband butterflyfish), 2801 nucleotides long. RefSeq names its product pleckstrin homology domain containing A2 (gene plekha2). The record is from RefSeq and is a predicted model, not a curated record. Gene Ontology annotation, molecular function: PDZ domain binding. The coding region runs from base 280 to 1548 and encodes 422 amino acids. Gene Ontology annotation, cellular component: membrane; cytoplasm. The transcript is spliced from 12 exons. Lineage: Eukaryota; Metazoa; Chordata; Actinopteri; Chaetodontiformes; Chaetodontidae.
AUCCGGGGCUGGUUUAUUCUAAUAACGAAACGUCCAAACCCGGAAAAAAGUCAGGUCUUCUGUAAUCCGAUCACACAAACAAACAGACGAGAGAGUCGGAGGGUGGUGCACGCCGGCUUUGUUCAUGUACUCUGAUUGUAACAGUGAUUAAAACUUGAAAAUACCAUGCGCCAAGGCGUUUGCCAAACUCGGGUGUCUCCUCUCUGCUUCGGAGCCGUGCGGGGCGCUGGCUGUGGCGCACACUGACUCUCCACAGCGGUGAUAUGUGAUAGCAGCAGCAUGCCGUACAUGGACCGGCUGAACCGUGUAUGCGGCUUCCUGGACAUCGAGGAGAAGGAGAAUAGCUCCCGCUUCCAGAGACGAUACUUCAUCCUGGACACACAGGGAAAUGCUCUGCUGUGGUAUAUGGACAACCCUCAGAACCUGCCCAGCGGAGCAAGCUUUGUUGGCAGCCUGAAGCUAACCUACAUCUCUAAGGUGAGUGAAGCAACGGCGAAGCAAAAGCCGAAGACCGAGUUCUGCUUUGUCAUAAAUGCAGUUUCGCGGCGGUACUUCCUCCAAGCCAACGAUGUGACUGACAUGAGGGACUGGGUGGCUGCUCUCAACAAGGCCAGCAAGAUCACUGUUCCUAAGUCUGGCCCCUCUGAUACUCAGGUGGGGAAGAGACAGCAGGCCUACAAGACAGAGAUCAUCGGUGGCGUGGUGAUGCAGACUUCCAUCCAGAAUGAGAGCGAGGAGACAGAAGGGAGAGAGAGGAAAGGCCACAGGCCAGGCGUGCUGAGGUGCGGUUACUGUGUCAAACAGGGAAAUGUGAGGAAGAGCUGGAAGCGGAGGUUUUUCACCCUGGAUGACAAUGCAGUCAGCUACUACAAGUCUGAGAUGGAUAAGGAGCCUCUUCGAGCUAUUCCACUAAGGGACAUUCAGAAGGUCCACGAGUGUCUCGUCAAGUCAGGGGAUCUCCUGCUGAGAGACAACCUGUUUGAGAUCAUCACAAGCUCCCGAACCUUCUACAUUCAGACAGACUCUCCAGACGAGAUGCAUGGCUGGAUCAGGGACAUUGAGAUGAAGAUCCAGGACUUCAGAGGUCCCCCUAAGGGUUCCUCAUUUAAACGUGCAUCCUCUUGCUAUCGAAGUCACAACGCCUCCUCUGCGUCUCGAGGUCAACAGGGCGAUGAGCGCAGACCUGCGCUGGUCAAGUCCUGCUCCGUGGCCCCAGGAUGGCAGCCCUGGAUGCCCGUCCCACCGUGUGAGCCGUCCAUCCUGGGUGCAGAGGACGACGAUAGUGCUUUCAGCUCCGUGCCCACCUUGCCCUCUCUCUCCUCCUCCUCCACCUCCUCCUCCACCUCGUCUUCCUCCAACUCCCUCUCCACCCCGACCCCUUGCCCCACCGUGCCUCCAGCAGCUUCAAGCAGCGGGCUGGGGAUCCUCACGGCGUCCGGAGACAUGGCCAGCGAGCGUCGGAGGCACCGCUCGCAGCCUCAGCCUCACACCGGCUGCAGCUUCCCCUUUAGCCUGGACGACGACAGCAUCCGCACCACAGACGUCUAGUUCAGUGAAGUGGACUUAAGUGUUGGUACCUGCUUUAAAAUGAAUGUGACUGGUAAUAAUAGUAUUCCCUGCUAAUGAAGUGACACUGUGACCAUCUGCCUCAAUGCUAUGACAUGAUAUUGGGGCCCCCUGCUGGUCUUCUAGCUGUAUUGUAGACGAAGGCUGCACCCAGCUGGAAGGGGCGCGAGGGGCGCAGCGUUUGUUGUUGACGGGACUGUGAAGAAGUACGAUGGAGUGUUUUUAGUGCAACUUCCUCUGAAAACUUGAAUAAUAUCAUUAUUAAUUGUUCUUGCAGACAAAUGAUGGCACAUGCGUUCCACCUGUUGCACUUGUCUCCCACCAGAGAUGUAACUCUGUCAUCACAGACAUGUCUUCACCCCUGCUAGAAGUAUUCCCAAACAAGUGUUUAAAGACAUUUUAACACAUUCAUAUCCAUAAUUUUUAUAUUCCAGCUUAUAUUCACUAAAUACUUUAAAAUCAUUUUUAGUUUCUUUUGAGUCCAGCAGUGUUUUUCCCCUCUUUCUUCCUGAGAUGCACAGUUUGUAAAAAGCCACACACCAACUUACCUUCAUUAAUAAUUAACACGUAUUUUAUUACUAACAUCUAAUCAGGUGUGUGUGGGGGAAAGUAUCCUGUAGGUCUCGUAAAAAAGGUACAUGCACACGCAUGACUGACUGAGGGCUCCUCUGCUGUUGGUUCAGCUGGUGCAGACAGAGAACACGGAGUCAGCAGCAUCUUUUACGUGUUCGCACUAUGUUUCACACAGGAGGUUUUUAAUACUUGGCUUCAAGAUCAAUUGUCAGUAAACUGUGACUCCUUUGAACAGGGUACCAUAAUAAUACAGCCGUGUUUCAGUGGUACUCGUUAGUAGAAUGUACUGCCAGCAUCAAAGUACAGCUGAUCAGCUGGUUGACUGCUUUGUAAAUGUGAUUUUCUUACUGCAGCAUUAUGUGGGGAAAACGUGCCACUACUUCUGGUAAUUUAAUUGUAAUUCCGCACUUUGCUUUUCUCAUUUGUACUUGUGUUUUUUUUUUGUCACAGCUUUCACAGCAGAUAUUGCAGCUUCCUCUGAGAAGAUGCCUCAGAUACUUUGUGUUGUUACACCAGUAGUCUCAGGCCCUCUCGGGCUCACCUCAAGGCUUCAUUGAUGUGGUACCAUGUUCGUGUCUAUUUCCGUUUUCUGAAGCUGUGUGCACUCGUCUGCCUGCGUAUAAUGUUAAUUUUCUUUCUUGUACAUUAAAUGAUGCUUUUUA